Molecule: messenger RNA, 3726 nt
Organism: Urocitellus parryii (Arctic ground squirrel)
Lineage: Eukaryota; Metazoa; Chordata; Mammalia; Rodentia; Sciuridae
Gene: Dync2i1
Product: dynein 2 intermediate chain 1
Biological process (GO): intraciliary transport
Cellular component (GO): cytoplasmic dynein complex
Molecular function (GO): dynein light chain binding; dynein heavy chain binding
Source: RefSeq, a predicted model, not a curated record
UGCACGCUGGGCAGCGGUCGCUGGUCCCUGGGCGGCCCGGCUGGCCGGUUGCUAGGAGUCGGGGACGCCCGCCCGCCGAGAGCUGCAGCUCAGCAGGCCUGGUUUGGGCUGAAAAGAGCGGGCGCCAGYCGGCUGGUCUCCCCCGGGUCGCCCGCGCCUGCCUAGGGCCUAGGAUACCGCGGUGCUCGGGUCUACAAGGAGUGAUGGAACCUGGGAAGAGAAGAACCAAAGAUGAUACUUGGAAAUCAGAUGACCUCAGAAAACACCUUUGGGCGGCACGAUCAGGCAGUCCCAAGGAGGAGAAGAAACACAGAGAAAGGAAGCUGCACAAGGAGUCCGAAGUGGAGCUCUCUGAACACAGGGAGCACAAGUACAGGGACCCCGACUCAGACCCUCGGCACCGGGGAAGGACGACUGGGGGAGACCCUCACCCCUCCAAGGAGAGUCCUCGUGGGGAGAGAGACCGAGAAAAACUCCGAGAGAGGAGGAGAGACACAAAAGACCGGGAGAAAGAAAAGUCGAAAGAGAAAUGUCGAGAACAAGACACAGAGAAGCCUCACGGCCGAGGAAAAGACAGAGAAAAGGAAAGAGACAGGAGAGCUAGGAAGGAAGAGCUGAGGCCGACGGCUGCGCACCACAACCUCCUGGGCCGAGAGGCUCGGGACCGGCCCCUGGAGAAGGCGGAGAGGAAGAUGCGCUCAGUAAGCAAAGUAAGAAUUGAAGAAAAAGAAAGGCGAGAUGAAGACUCUGAAAGAGGAGAUGAAGACAGAGAAAGAAGAUACCGAGAAAGAAAGUUGCAGUAUGGGGACAGCAAAGACAACCCUCUCAAGUACUGGCUUUAUAAGGAGGAUGGUGAAAGAAGACACAGGAAGCCACGGGAAGCAGAUCGAGAGAGGAAACACCGAGAAAAAAGCAGCACACGGGAGAAAAGAGAAAGACAUUCAAAAGAAAAGAGCAACGCGUUCUCUGACAAAGAAGGGGAAGAAAGACAUAAAGAAAAACGACACAAAGAAGCCUUUCAUUUUGACGAGAGGCACCGAAGCAGUAUGGAUAAAAAAGAGAGACUGUGGAAAGAAGAGCACAGGAAAAGGGAGUCCAAGAAUGGUGAACCCAGAAGCCGAGGAACAAGUCUGAGAAGAGAUGGGACUGGCAACCAGCAUUCGGAGAGCGCAGCGAGGAGCAGUGGAAGGGAGAGGGAUUCGCGGGGGAAGGAAAUUGAUAGGGAAGACAUGGAAUUAGCAAAUGCUGAGGCUGAUGAAUAUUCAGUUGGUUUUGAAGAUGAUUUUGAAGACUAUGAAGAUGACUUUGAGGUUUGUGAUGGAGACGAUGACAGCAGCAACGAGCCUGAGUCAACAGAAAAACCGGAAGAACUUCCUUUAGCCCAAAAAAGGGAGAUACAAGAAAUUCAGAAAGCCAUCUACGCAGAAAACGAGAGGCUCGGGGAGCUGUCCUCAGAGCUGCUGCGGAAGCAGGGGCUGGCGGAGGGCCCCAGGGACCCCAGCGCAGAUGUGAACAGUUCCCCGUCCAGAGCCCCCGUUUGUGGAAUUUUUGUGGACUUUGCCACAGCCUCGCACCGUCAGAAGAGCCGGAUUCAGGCCCUUAAGCAGAAGACACGAAGUACAAAACUACUUCGGCUUAUCGACUUAGAUUUCUCAUUCACUUUUUCUCUCUUGGAUCUACCACCAGUAAAUGAAUACGACAUGUAUAUCAGAAACUUCGGGAAGAAAAAUACCAAGCAGGCAUACAUUCAGUAUAAUGAAGAUAAUGUUGACAGAGACGCUCAGACUGAAGACAUAGAGACCAGGGAUGUGUGGACCCAGCACCCAGGAGAAGGUGCCAUCGUGUAUGGAGGUAGUAAAGAACGGGAAUUCUGUGAUGCUACAGUUGUACCCAAGAUUGACACUCCAAGGUUAUCCAGCUUUCUCCGGGCAGCAUGUCAGGUGGUUGCUGUUUUGCUGGAAGAGGACCGUUUGGCUGGUGAGCCUGUCUGGAGCCUCAGGGCUGCAGAUCACACCCUGAGCAUUAGUGAUAGCUCUUCUCAGGUGGACACUGGCCUGCCAUUUCUUGAAAAUCGAAAAGUAUCCUGCUUGCAUGCCUCUCGAGUACAAAGGCAGACCGUGGUCUCUGUCCAUGAUCUACCAGAAAAGGCCUCUGCCCAGCUGUUGGACUGCAGAUACAUCCUCUGUGUAUGGGACAUCUGGCAGCCUUCAGGGCCCCAGAAGGUCCUGAUUUGUGAGUCUAAGGUCACGUGUUGCUGCUUUAGCCCUCUGAAGGCAUUUCUGCUGUUUGCUGGAACAGCACAUGGCUCAGUGGUGGUGUGGGACCUAAGAGAAGACUCCAGGAUUCACCGUUAUGUUGAGCUGAGUGACUGCUGCUGGACCUUCAGGACAGCCACGUUUUCCACCGACGGAGUCCUCACCUCAGUGAGCCACCGAAGCCCUCUGCAGGCCCUGGAGGCCGUCUCCUCAUCCGUCUGCCGGAAGCAGAGCUUGGUGCUCUCGCCCUUCUCUACCCAGGAAGAAACGUCGGGUUUGUCGUUCCACGUGGCCUCCCUGGAUGACAGCGGGGUUCUCAAUAUGUGGGUGGUUGUUGAAUUACCAAAGGCGGAUAUGGCAGGCUCGAUAAGUGACUUAGGUCUCAUCCCUGGAGGGAGGAUCAAGCUGGUGCACAGUGCCACGCUGCAGGUGGGCGACAGCCUUUCCCAUCAAGGGCUUGAAUUCUGGGGGCCCACACAAACACUGAGUGUCCGAUUUCUGCCUUCAGAUCCUAAUCACUUUAUUGUUGGCACAGAUGUGGGUCUUAUAAGCCACGGCACAAGACAAGACUUGAGAGUAUCUCCCAAACUAUUCCGACCUCAGCAAUGUGGUAUAAGACCAGUAAAAGUCAAUGUGAUUGAUUUUUCACCAUUUGGAGAAACAGUAUUCUUGGCCGGCUGCUCCGAUGGCAGCAUCAGGCUGCACCAGCUCACCUCUGCACAGCCGCUGCUGCAGUGGGACCACAGCACGGGGGGCCGGGCCAUCAGGGCACUGCAGUGGUCCCCCACGAGGCCCGCCGUGUUCCUGGUGCAGGAUGACGCCUCGAGGAUUUACGUGUGGGACCUUCUGCAGAGUGACCUGGGCCCCGUGGCCACGCAGCUCGUCUCCCCAGACAGGGUGGUGACCAUGACCGUCAUGGGGGAGCCAGAGAAGGCCAGGGGCAGCUUCCAGGCCCUGGUGCUUGCCAGAGCCUCGGGCAAGGUGGACAUCCAGUACCUGAAGAGGCAGUGGACGUGCCCGGAGGCAGACGAGCACAGCCGGCUGCGCCUGCUCCUGCAGGGAGCCCUGAGGAAGGAAGGUGGCCUGUCUGCCUGAGGGCGCCGUCCACGUUGAGGACCCAUGACCCGACACUGGACCUUGGGCACUGUGUUCACUUGUGUUUGUGUACGUAGAACAAGCGUAUUCCAUACAUGCUUUGUUUUACAGAGUGUUAUUUCUGUAUUCCCAUUAAAUAAGUCACUAUUUUGGAAGAGAAACMAAAGAACAUUUUAUUGUACACUAAACUUCAAAGGAAAUAUCAAGUUAAGUCCAAUAUGCUCUUUUCUGAGAGUAUUUCUAGUUAUUUUUAGAAUAAUUGUAAAAUAUUAUCACAUUUAUCACUAGAUCUUAAACAGUCUACCAUGAAAAUUUAUUGUAAUGGACUAUUUUCUUAGUUGUGCAUAAAGUGAUAAACACACAUGUCUAAAUUAAA